This is a messenger RNA of Trifolium pratense (red clover), 2984 nucleotides long. RefSeq names its product pre-rRNA 2'-O-ribose RNA methyltransferase. NCBI's taxonomy places the organism in Eukaryota, Viridiplantae, Streptophyta, Magnoliopsida, Fabales, Fabaceae. Gene Ontology annotation, biological process: maturation of 5.8S rRNA from tricistronic rRNA transcript (SSU-rRNA, 5.8S rRNA, LSU-rRNA); maturation of LSU-rRNA from tricistronic rRNA transcript (SSU-rRNA, 5.8S rRNA, LSU-rRNA); rRNA methylation. The transcript is spliced from 11 exons. Bases 83 to 2692 code for a protein of 869 amino acids. The record is from RefSeq and is a predicted model, not a curated record. Gene Ontology annotation, cellular component: preribosome, large subunit precursor; nucleolus; nucleus. Gene Ontology annotation, molecular function: rRNA (uridine-2'-O-ribose)-methyltransferase activity; rRNA (guanine) methyltransferase activity.
GCUACAUACAUAUAUCAUCAUCACUAUUUGUUACACUUCCAAAACCCUAACCUAAACCUUCACCUCUGAACCUUGUUCUUCAAUGGGGAAAGCAAAAGCAAAGGGAAAACAUCGUUUAGACAAAUACUAUCACUUAGCCAAAGAACACGGUUACAGAUCUCGAGCAUCAUGGAAACUCGUUCAAAUCAAUUCAAAGUACCAUUUUCUCGAAUCAGCACGUUACGUUCUCGAUCUCUGUGCCGCUCCCGGAGGUUGGAUGCAAGUUGCUGUUGAACGUGUUCCCGUCCAACAUCUCGUUAUCGGAGUUGACCUUGCUCCAAUUGCUCCCAUCCGUGGCGCUAUUGCUAUUCAAGAAGAUAUCACCAGACCUGAAUGUAAGUCACGUGUUAAGAAAAUCAUGAAGGAAAACGAUUGUCGUGCUUUUGAUGUUAUUCUUCAUGAUGGUUCUCCGAAUGUUGGUGGUGCUUGGGCUCAAGAAGCUACUAGUCAAAAUGCUCUUGUUAUUGAUGCUGUUAAAUUGGCUACACAGCUUUUAGCACCUAAGGGUACUUUUGUUACCAAGAUUUUCAGGUCCCAGGAUUACAAUUCUGUUAUUUACUGUAUGAAGCAGUUGUUUGAGAAGGUUGAGGUGGAUAAACCGGCAGCUAGUCGUUCUGAAUCUGCUGAGAUAUAUAUUUUGGGGCUUAAGUAUUUGGCCCCUGCUAAGAUUGAUCCUCGCAUUCUCGAUAUCAAGUAUCUUUUUCAGGCAUCUGCUCAACCGGAAGCUAGGGUGGUGGAUGUACUUAGAGACAAUAAUAAACAAAAGAGGCAUCGUGAUGGGUAUGAAGAUGGAAACACAACUUUGAGGAAGGUUUCUUCAGCUGCAAAUUUUAUUUGGUCCGAUGCUCCUCUGGAGAUUCUUGGUUCAGUUACUUCCAUAAGCUUUACUGAUCCUGCUGAUUUACCAAUAAAGGAUCAUGAUCUUACUACUGAAGAGAUAAAAACUCUCUGUGAAGAUUUGAGGGUUUUGGGGAAGCAAGAUUUCAAGCAUCUUCUAAAGUGGCGGAUUCACAUAAGAAAAGCUCUUUCACCUGCUAAGAAGACCGAACCUGCUACGACAGCUGAGGUGGAAAAUGAGCAUGUGGUGGAUGAAGAUGAUAAAUUACUCAAUGAGAUGGAGGAACUGUCAAAUGCAUUGGAACGCAAGAAAAAACGUGAAAAAAAGAUUUUAGCAAAAAGAAGAGCUAAGGACAAGGCACGAAAAGCAACAGGGAUGCAAAUGGAUGCAGUAGAAGAUGGUUAUGUUGAUCACGAGUUGUUUUCUCUUGCCUCCAUAAAGGGUAAGAAGGAUCUGGUAGCUGUUGACACCACUGACUAUGAAGGUGGUGAGGGUGAAGUGGAUGACAGUGAGAAUGAAGAAAACAAAGGUGGCUUGGAGCAUUCAUCUAGUGACUUAGAUUCUGAUGAAGAACGUAAAAGAUAUGAUGAACAAAUGGAUGAUUUCCUUGAACAAGCUUAUGAAAAGUUUGUGAUAAAAAGGGAAGGGACUGCAAUGCAGCGGAAGCGUAUUAAGAAAUCCUAUGAUGCAGACUCCCAGCUUUUGGAGGAGGCUGGUGAGGACGAGGACAUUGUUCAGUCAAAAUAUGAUUCAGAUGAAGAUCAGGAUCUUCAAGAAGCCAAUCCUUUGAUGGUGCCACUUAAUGACGGGGCAGGGCCCACCCAAGAGGAGAUCACAAAUAUGUGGUUUAAUCAGGAUGUCUUUGCUGAAGCUGUAAAGGAAGGAGGCUUUGAGAAGGAUGAUAGCGAAAAUGAGAUGGAUAUUGAUGGACUGAAGGAGAAGACGCCAGUUGCUAAAAAGGUCAAAGAAAAUAAGCCUGUUGCUGAGAAGGUCAAAGAAAAUAAGCCUGUUGCUGAGAAGGUCAAAGAAAAUAAGCCUGUUGCUGAUAAGAUCAAACUAAAUAAUACGGCUGCUUCUAUGGAGAUAGAUCACACUAAAUCUCAAGCAUCUAAGGAAAUGGAUUUUGAGAUUGUUCCUGCACCUGCCACUGAUUCAGAUGAUUCGUCUUCUGAUGAGUCAGAGGACGAUGUUGAAAAUAAAGCUGAGAUAUUGGCUUAUGCUAAGAAGAUGCUUAGGAAAAAGCAAAGGGAACAAAUGCUGGAUGAUGCAUAUAACAAGUACAUGUUUAACGAUGAGGGAUUGCCCAAAUGGUUUUUAGAUGAGGAAAGGAAACACCGUGUUCCAGUCAAGCCUGUCACGAAAGAGGAAAUUGCUGCAAUGAAAGCACAAUUUAAAGAUAUUGAUGCUCGCCCUGCAAAGAAGGUGGCUGAGGCCAAAGCACGAAAGAAGCGUGUUGCAAUGAGGAAGCUUGAGAAGGUACGUAAGAAGGCCAAUGCUAUAUCAGACCAGCCAGACAUAUCCGAUCGUUCAAAGAGUAAGCAAAUUGAUCGACUUUAUAAAAAUGCUGUUCCGAAAAGGCCUAAAAAGGAGUAUGUAGUUGCAAAGAAAGGUGUCCAAGUUAAGACCGGCCCGGGAAAAGUCCUUGUUGAUCGUAGGAUGAAGAAGGAUUUGAGGAAAAGUGGAUCGGGUAAGGCAGGAAAAAGAGGUUCCAAGGCAAAGGGGGGCAAGUCUCCAAAGGGUGGGAAGGCUCCAAAGGGUAAGGCGCCGAAGGGCCAAGGAUCUUCAAAUUUCUCUGCCAAGAAAGGAAGAAAAUAAAUUAAAAUAGGUUGAUGCGCAAUUUCAGUUACGAGUUGUCUUAUUUUCCCGGCUAAAUUUUGUAUGCUCAUUUUUUCUUCUUUUGUUACUGUGCUAUAGAUGAUAUAUAAAUUAAAGAAUCGAACUAUUUUGAUUGAUGUCGUCUGUAAUAGAAGCUGAAAGUUAUUUAGAAAUUGAUUAUGGGCACCAAUAUAAUUUAUGGUCAAAUCAGGCUUAUGGUUUGACACAAUUUUGAAUUUAUGAAAUCCAGAGUGUAAUACUUCGAGUUCAUUGAAUAUGCCAUUAUUUUGAA